Molecule: messenger RNA, 1122 nt
Organism: Suillus discolor
Lineage: Eukaryota; Fungi; Basidiomycota; Agaricomycetes; Boletales; Suillaceae
Exons: 5
Coding region: 476-985 (169 amino acids)
Source: RefSeq, a predicted model, not a curated record
UAUGUUUAUUAUGAGUCAAUGCACUGGUUGAACCGUGCGCAUCUUCUCAUCCGCUCACCAUGUCAUUUGUCCCCGCCACGACCGUCCGGCUCGAUACAAUCAUUCCCUCGCAUUUCAAGUUACUACUAAGCCAGGCUGCCCGAAACUAUAUCUCUCGCAGACUACAACAUGACAACCACGAGCCCACUGUAUAUCUCUUCAUACACGCCAUCCAUUACCGCGCUGAUCAAGGCUCGCGCAAGUCACGACAAGUCCCCGUCGGUCCCUUCGUUGCCAUUGGCCAGGAUUGCUCAGCUGGUGCCUCGUUCACAUUGGAUGCUGUGGAGCCUGAGCUGGAAUUGGUGCGAAGACGUUUGCCCCCUCCCCCACUGUUUCCUUCUCCAAGAUAAUGAGCGUUGAUCCAAAUUGAGAGCACUGGGCACAUUGCGAGACAAUACUUGGCUCCAUCUCGCGUGCCACAAGACACAAGAAUUUGAUGAACCCUUUAAGUCAGCCUUUCUCAUGCGCGACGAGCCGCUUUCGCUCCUCGAUGUCACACAGACGGAUCUGUCUCGGCAAGAAUUUGCAUUUCUUUCUGCCUGUUAAAACCUGUCUACCAGUAUCAAGGAGGAAUACAAACGAAAGGCCACAGCGCAGCACUCCGAUUCAAAAGAAAAUUCCCGCUCCUCCCUCCAACACCUCUACAUCCAAAAUCAACUCUGAUAUCACCGAGGUGUUGUCCGAAGGUUACUGCGCGAACUUGUGUGCUCUCAACUGGCAAUCAAACGGCCAUCAAAAGGAACCAGCAAGUGUCUUCGCCUCUUACUGGAAUGGGCUGUCUAAAGCCGACAAAGAGGUGUACAAGUGCAAAGCAGCUGCUCAGGUGAGCGCCACAUGUCAUAUUCUAUCUCAUAGUAUCACACUAACGGUCCCGUUUUGUAGCUCAAAUCAGCCGCCAGCGGAGUCAGUACUACCGGCAACGACGUGGACGAGGAGUAGUGGAUAGCGGGAUGGUGGGCGAGGCGCCUGGCGCAGCGAGCAGCGAUACCCUACGCUAACUCCAGCGAUACUAUCCUAACUCUAGCGAUACCCAUAGAUAGCUUCAUUUGUUCGCAUUAGUUCUAUAUCGAUAUGUUUUUCAAG